AUGCUCUCCACAUGUCCGCCAUGCUGUCUCGGCCUCGACAUCGCGUUGCGUGAGCUUCCUAGCAAAAGCAGCGACAACCGUUGCAAACUCAUCGGGAGAACGCCGACGAUCUUCGGUCAUUUCCGACGGGUACUAUCGGCUACAGCGGGCGACGCUUCAGACAUACCUUCUUGCUCUCGGGCCCCUCUGUAUGUUUGCGCUAUCGAGAAGCGCAACCGGAUCUCGACUACUCUUCGCAAUUGUAGAACCUCAAGGCUAGGCUUCGCACACCGAGUCGUCCCAUCCUCAACGGCAUUGUCAAAGUGUCCCGCGCUUCACUCAACCGACUUCGACGACAUCUAA
Messenger RNA from Pseudozyma hubeiensis SY62, 342 nucleotides. Its product is annotated as beta-xylosidase. The transcript is spliced from 2 exons. Bases 1 to 342 code for a protein of 113 amino acids. Lineage: Eukaryota; Fungi; Basidiomycota; Ustilaginomycetes; Ustilaginales; Ustilaginaceae. The record is from RefSeq and is a predicted model, not a curated record.